Raphanus sativus (radish) is the source of this 1651-nucleotide messenger RNA. Its product is annotated as transcription factor MYB26-like. The coding region runs from base 60 to 1124 and encodes 354 amino acids. Lineage: Eukaryota; Viridiplantae; Streptophyta; Magnoliopsida; Brassicales; Brassicaceae. The record is from RefSeq and is a predicted model, not a curated record. The transcript has 3 exons.
CAUUCUUAGUGAGAGAAAUAGAGAGAAAAGAGAGAGAUUAACUAGUGAGAGAAAGAGAGAUGGGCCAUCACUCGUGCUGCAACAAGCAAAAGGUGAAGAGAGGGCUUUGGUCACCGGAAGAAGACGAAAAGCUCAUCAACUACAUCAAUACAUAUGGCCAUGGAUGCUGGAGCUCUGUUCCCAAACAUGCAGGUCUGCAGAGAUGUGGAAAGAGUUGUCGAUUAAGAUGGAUAAAUUAUCUAAGACCUGAUCUUAAACGUGGAAGCUUCUCACCUCAAGAAGCUGCUCUUAUCAUUGAGCUUCAUAGCAUUCUUGGUAACAGGUGGGCACAAAUUGCUAAACAUCUACCUGGAAGAACAGAUAACGAGGUCAAGAAUUUCUGGAACUCAAGCAUUAAAAAGAAGCUCAUGUCUCACCACUAUCACCAUCAUCAUGGUCAUCAUCAUCAUCAUACCUCUUCAAUGGCGAGUUUGCUCACUAACCUUCCUUAUCACAACGUGUUCAACGCUACUGCUGGCGACGAUGAAGGUUCAAGAUUCAUGUCCAGUAUCAUCACAAACACUAACCCUAAUUUCAUCACUCCAACCCAUCUCCCUCUUCCUUCUCAUCAUGUUAUGUCUCCAUUGAUGUUCUCAACCUCUAGAGAAGGAGAUAUCAAGUAUUUAACCGCUACCAACACAAACCAGUCUCAUCAAGAUAAUAACCUUUACACCAACCUCGACAUUUUGUCAGCCACGCCAUUCAUCAACAACCAUCAUCACCAUCAUGAUAAUGACCCCCAGUGGCCAUCGCUACCAGAUCUCCCAGCGAGUACCAUUUCCACUUUUCACGAUAACCUUCAAGAUUAUGAUGAUGGUGAUAAACUCAACGUGUUUGUAACACCAUACAAUGAUAAUGGUGAUCCUCGGAGCUUUCCUUUGGUGGCCACAAAGUUAAUAUGUGGACAAGUUCUUGAAGGCAAAGCAAUUUCACAAGACCACGGCAGCUUUCUUCUCCCAACAACGUACAACUUGGAAAUGCCUGGUGAUCAUCGACGAGUGGACUCAUACAUUAAUCACAUGAUCAUUCCCUCAUCAUCAUCCUCUUCAUCGCCAAUCUCUUGUGGACAGUACGUCAUCACUUAAGCAAACCCUAGUCAUCUCUAUCAACAUGGGAUUCCCAGACAUGAGUACGUAAUAAACAUAUAAAUAUAUAGAAUUUAUAUACGUUUUUAUAUCUAUAUAUAAGGAGGAAGGAGAGGACAUAAAUAAUCACUCACAUGUGUUGAUAACUCUUUUCCAUAUCAUAUAUAUUCUACACUAUAUAGUAUAGGAGUUUGUGAUAUGUUACAUUUAAUACGUUUUAGAAAUAUGGCAUCGUCUUUGUUUAAUCGAGGAAAACAUAAACGUUGCUAGUUCUUCUUCAGGUUGUAGUCGUGAGUUUGUGGAAAAAAGGUUACUAUUACAUAUAAAGUUCGUCCUUAUACAUUAUUAGUGAACACAUAUAAACACAUGUAUGUACCGUCUCUCUCUCGUCACCUACGUACACAUGUGUUUGUAUAUGGUCAGUUUGUUUUAAGCCUCUGUGUUGGAAAAUGCUGUCUUCAUCUUUGUUCUUGUCGGUUAUUGCAUCUCUCUAUCUAUGAUAUUAUGUGGGGUCAACCUUUGGACUG